CAGGCCAGUGUGGCAAGCAUCUUCUACUCUCCCUGGGAGCUGCUUUGUGCUUUUGGCACUUUCCUACCUGGGAUGGAGCAGAGCAUGAAACAGACUACUGAGGUCCUGCUGCAUCUGGCACCUGCUGAAGUUGCCAACCUCAAGGAAGGAAUCAAUUUUUUUCGAAAUAAGAGCACUGGCAAAGACUACAUCUUAUACAAGGAUCAGAACCACCUGAAGGCAUGCAAGAACCUGUGCAAGCACCAAGGAGGCCUGUUCAUCAAAGAUAUCGAGGAUCUGGACGGCAGGUCUGUUAAAUGCACAAAGCACAACUGGAAGUUAGAUGUGAGCACCAUGAAGUAUACUAACCCUCCAGGGAGCUUCUGUCAAGAUGAGCUGGUUGUUGAAAUGGAUGAAAACAGUGGACUUUUACUUCUAGAACUAAAUCCUCCUAACCCCUGGGAUUCAGAUCCCAGGCCCCCUGAAGAUUUGGCUUUUGGGGAAGUGCAGGUAACGUAUCUCACGCAUGCCUGCAUGGACCUCAAGUUGGGAGACAAGAGGAUGGUGUUUGACCCUUGGCUAAUGGGUCCUGCCUUUGCCCGGGGAUGGUGGCUGCUGCAUGAGCCUCCCUCAGACUGGCUGGAGAGGCUGUGCCGAGCAGACCUGAUUUACAUCAGCCACAUGCACUCAGACCACCUGAGUUACCCGACACUACAGAAGCUUUCCCAGAGACGACCGGAUGUUCCCAUUUAUGUUGGCGACACGGAAAGACCAGUGUUUUGGAAUCUGAAACACAGCGGUGUCCAGUUGACUAACAUCAAUGUGGUGCCAUUUGGAGCAUGGCAGCAGGUAGACAAAAAUCUUCGAUUCAUGAUCUUGAUGGAUGGCGUUCAUCCUGAGAUGGACACUUGCAUUAUUGUGGAGUACAAAGGUCACAAGAUACUCAACACCGUGGACUGCACCAGACCCAAUGGGGGAAGGCUGCCCGUGAACGCUGCUCUGAUGAUGAGUGAUUUUGCUGGAGGAGCAUCAGGCUUUCCAAUGACCUUCAGCGGUGGAAAAUUCACUGAGGAGUGGAAAGCCCAGUUCAUUAAGACAGAGAGGAAGAAGCUGCUGAACUACAAGGCUCAGCUGGUGAAGGACCUGCAGCCCCGAAUCUAUUGUCCCUUCGCUGGGUAUUUUGUGGAGUCCCACCCAUCAGACAAAUACAUUAAGGAAACAAACAUCAAAAAUGACCCAACUCAACUCAACAACCUUAUCAAGAAAAACUCUGAUGUGCUCACGUGGACCCCACGGCCUGGAGCCACCCUUGACCUGGGCAGGAUGCUGAAGGACCCAACUGACAGCAAGGGCAUCGCGGAGCCUCCAGAAGGGACCAAGAUCUACAAGGAUUCCUGGGACUUCCAGCCAUACCUGGACACCCUGCAUGCCGCUGUAGGCGACGAGAUCUUUCUGCACCCAUCCUGGAUAAAAGAAUACUUCACCUGGGCUGGAUUUAAGAAUUAUAACCUGGUGGUCAGGAUGAUCGAGACGGAUGAGGACUUCAGCCCCUUUCCUGGAGGGUAUGACUACUUGGUGGACUUUCUGGAUUUAUCCUUUCCUGAAGAAAGACCAAGCCGGGAGCAUCCCUAUGAGGAGAUUCGCAGCCGGGUGGACGUCAUCAGACACGUGGUGAAGAACGGGCUCCUCUGGGAUGACCUGUACAUAGGAUUCCAAACCCGGCUGCAGCGGGACCCCGACAUAUACCACCACCUGUUUUGGAAUCAUUUUCAAAUAAAACUGCCACUGACUCCACCCAACUGGAAGUCCUUCGUGAUGCACUGCGGUUAGAGGGACCUGGGACUUCUCAGACAGCGACUGAUCCCUUCACAUUUUCCAUCAAUAAGCUGGUGACGGUUCCUCCCCGUAGAUGAUGAGUCCCUUCAACUAGAGGCUAUUGCUUGGCCAGCCCCGUACUUAGCACGCACCCAGUGCGAUCAUGACUUCAAGCAAGAAAGGAGCACAUGCAUCUUUCUCUCCCACUGUCAAUGAGACUUGCCUCUUAAAUAGGCUCCCGUUGUCUUUACCGAUAAAGUUAAAGGUCAAGUCGGAGCUUCUUUUACAUCCUUCUCAGUUGCAAAGCCCUGAAUCCACACUGUAGUCUAGCACAGGCGCAGGGUUAGGUCUUCUGGGCAUGAUCCUAAGCUAGAGGGCAUGCUAAGGAGGCCCACUAGGCUGCACCACAGGUCACUCUUGUAAGCACUGGCUUGGGCUGAGUGGGCAGUGGGUGGUGGCCAUGUGGACCUUAUGAGCCACACAGGAGAGCCAUGCCACAUAUGGGCAGCCACCCAGCAAAGUGCAAAGGGUCCGAAGUCGCAUCCCAGUUCACAUCCUAGAUUCUCCCUCACCAUAAAGCAGCUCUAGAGCUCAAACUACGUGCAAGAACGAAGAUGUGUCCAAUGCAACAAGAAAAGGGCAGUAUGGAGAUAAGGUUCAGUGGUUGUUCAUUAGCAAUCUCUUUCACUCACAGGGAUGCCAGAGCACAUGAAGAAUUCAAGAAUUUACCUGCUCCACCUCGAUACAGGUUUAUCCCAGAGAAACUACGCUUUAUCACAUAAGCAUCGGAUGUCAUGCUGCCUUCAUGAGAUGUUUACAAAACUUGUGGAUCACUACGCAGAUACGCAAAUAUAUUUUUCUGGGGGUGUUGCUCAGUGCCAGAUUAUAUGCUUAGAUGCAUGAAGUACUGGGUUCCCAUAUAUAU
Molecule: messenger RNA, 2719 nt
Organism: Marmota flaviventris (yellow-bellied marmot)
Lineage: Eukaryota; Metazoa; Chordata; Mammalia; Rodentia; Sciuridae
Product: cytidine monophosphate-N-acetylneuraminic acid hydroxylase
Biological process (GO): CMP-N-acetylneuraminate metabolic process
Cellular component (GO): cytoplasm
Molecular function (GO): CMP-N-acetylneuraminate monooxygenase activity; 2 iron, 2 sulfur cluster binding
Source: RefSeq, a predicted model, not a curated record